ACUGAUCAAUGCAUCCAAUAACGUUUGUGCCAUGGAAUCAGCACUUCUCUCCAUCCUUCUUCCUUCCAUCCUCUGCACUCUCCUCCUAAUUCUCCUCAUAAAAAAGCUCACCCUUCACAAAACCUCUAGUAACUUCCCUCCAGGUCCAUGGAAGGUCCCCAUCAUUGGAAACUUGCACCAACUAUUAGGCGAGCACCCACACCGUAGGCUUCAAAACCUUGCCAAAACCUACGGCCCUCUCUUCCACCUCAAGCUCGGUGAGAUCAAUCUCAUAGUCAUCACAUCUAGCGAAUUCGUUCGAGAUAUUUUCAAAACCCAUGACCUCAAAUUUGCUUCAAGGCCUAAGUUAAUGGCAGUCAAGAUAAUCGAAUACAACUACGCUGGCUUUGGCUUUGCACCUUAUGGCAAAACAUGGUCAAAACUACGUAAAAUUUGUGCUCUUGAACUGUUUAGCUUAAAGCGAGUUAUGUCUUUUAAGUUUAUAAGAGAGGAAGAAGGAAAUAAUCUUGUGGAGAAGAUUAUGAUGGCGAAGGGAUCACCGGUGAAUUUGUCUGAGAUGCUUUUAUCACUUUCAAAUGUGACAGUUGCGAGGGCUGCCUUUGGGAAAGGAAGUGCACAAAAAAAGAAGUUUUUAUUGGCGUUGAAGAAGACGUUUGAGUAUCUCUCAGGAUUCAAUGUGAUUGAUUUGUUUCCUUCGUGGAGUUUUCUUGGUGAGAUAAGUGGAUUGAGGCAUGGGAUGGAGCAAGUUCACAAGGAAAUAGAUGGUGUUUUGAAUGAGAUAAUUGAGGAGCACGAGGGGAAGAAGAUGGAUGGAGAUGAUAUUAAUGAAGAUUUGGUUGAUGUUCUUUUGAGAAUUAAGAGAAAUGAAGAGAUGGAUUUAUCUCUGACGAUCGAAAAUGUUAAAGCUGUCAUAUUAGAUAUAUUUAUUGCAGGAUCUGAUACCACAGCUGCUGCAAUUGUGUGGGCCAUGACAGAGCUCAUUCGACAUCCUAAGGUUAUGCAAAAAGCUCAAUUAGAGGUAAGGAAAGUCCUAAAUGGAAAGAGAAUAUUAGAAGAGGGAGAUAUAAACAAGCUACCAUUCCUAAAUCAAGUUAUCAAAGAAACUCUUAGAUUACAUCCUAUUGCCCCUCUGGUGUCUAGAUUAUGUCGUGAGACAGUUGAAUUAGCUGGCUAUACAAUACCAGUAGAAAGUCGGGUUGUGAUUAACGAAUGGGCUAUGAUGAGAGAUCCAAAAUAUUGGGAAGAUCCUGAGAUCUUUCGACCAGAGAGAUUUGAAGAUAAAGCAAUUGAUUUUGGAGUAUCAAACUUUGAAUUUAUCCCUUUUGGUGGUGGAAGGAGGAUUUGUCCGGGGAUGUCCUUUGCAUUGGCAAGCAUGGAACUUUGGCUUGCGCAACUACUCUUCUACUUCAAUUGGGAACUUCCAGGAGGUAGGAGUCCUCGGGAAUUGGAUGUGGAGGAGGCUUUUGGUUUAACAUUAACUAGAAAAAAUGAUUUAUGUUUAGUUGCAACUUAUCAUGAAUAGUCUUUCCAUGGUUACUUAGUAUCUAUAAUGAAUCAAUAAGCAUGUCUAUGUGGGGAAAUCUAGUUUGCAUCAAACUAUAGCUUCUUUUAUAAAAUAUGUGUAAUUAAUAAGUUGUUACAUGGUAUUAAAAGCUUUUGUUAAUUUUAUUUUCUUAUAA
Dendrobium catenatum is the source of this 1679-nucleotide messenger RNA. RefSeq names its product cytochrome P450 71D8-like. Lineage: Eukaryota; Viridiplantae; Streptophyta; Magnoliopsida; Asparagales; Orchidaceae. The transcript is spliced from 2 exons. The coding region runs from base 32 to 1522 and encodes 496 amino acids. Gene Ontology annotation, molecular function: heme binding; monooxygenase activity; oxidoreductase activity, acting on paired donors, with incorporation or reduction of molecular oxygen. The record is from RefSeq and is a predicted model, not a curated record.